GAGGUCCCGGGCACCUUGGGUAGAGCCAGAGCGGCGGGAGCCGGUCCCGGGCGCGUUGCCCCGGGAGCGCCCGUCGUCCGGGCAGAGCGCAGCUGCAACCGCUACCACAGCCGCAGUCGCUUUCCAGCCUGCCUUCGGUGCGCAGUGGGGAAGCAGGGCUAGUGCAGCCGCAGGAGGGGGCACGGGCUCCUCUCCCAUCCCAGAGCUACUGGGCUGCCCUUGCUGUCCUUUCUGCCCCAGCAGAGCCCGGCCGGACCUGCCACCUGCGUCCUGGUUGCGCCAUGGAUCCUUCGGAAAAGAAGAUAUCGGUGUGGAUCUGCCAGGAAGAGAAGCUGGUGUCCGGUCUCUCCCGCCGUACUACUUGCUCGGACGUUGUGCGAGUGCUUUUGGAGGACGGCUGCCGGCGGCGACGGAGACAGCGGCGGAGCCGGCGGCGGGGGUCGGCCGGCGACCCGCCUGGCCCGGGAGAGCUUCCCGAACCUCCAGACGAGGACGACGAGGACGACGAGGCGCUGCCGCAGGGCAUGCUGUGUGGGCCCCCGCAGUGCUAUUGCAUCGUGGAGAAGUGGCGCGGCUUUGAGCGCAUCCUCCCUAACAAGACUCGCAUCUUGCGCCUCUGGGCUGCCUGGGGCGAAGAGCAAGAGAAUGUGCGCUUCGUGCUAGUGCGCAGCGAGGCAUCGCUGCCUAACGCCGGCCCCCGCAGCGCCGAGGCGCGCGUAGUGCUCAGCCGAGAGCGCCCCUGUCCGGCCCGCGGGGCCCCCGCGCGGCCCAGCCUGGCCAUGACCCAGGAGAAACAGCGGCGAGUGGUGCGCAAGGCCUUUCGCAAACUGGCCAAGCUUAACCGGCGGCGCCAGCAGCAGCCUCCGUCGUCCUGUUCGUCCACUUCGUCGUCCACUGCCUCGUCCUGCUCUUCGUCGCCGCGGGCCCACGAGAGCGCGUCGGUGGAGCGCAUGGAGACGCUGGUGCAUCUGGUGCUCUCCCAGGACCACACCAUUCGCCAGCAGGUGCAGCGGCUCCACGAGCUGGACCGCGAGAUCGACCGCUACGAGGCCAAGGUGCACCUGGACCGCAUGCGGCGUCACGGGGUCAACUACGUGCAGGACACUUACUUGGUUGGGGCAGGCAUCGAGCUCGACGGGUCCAGCCCAGGAGAGGAGCCAGAAGAGGUGGCGGCGGAGGCAGAGGCGGCGGCGGCGGCGGCGCCGCCCCCUCUAGACGGCGAGGCGCAGGCGGCGGCGCUGGAGGAGCUGGCCCGGCGCUGCGACGACUUACUGAGGCUUCAGGAGCAACGGGUUCAGCAGGAGGAGUUGCUGGAGCGCCUUUCAGCCGAGAUUCAGGAGGAACUCAACCAGAGGUGGAUGCGGCGGCGCCAGGAGGAGCUGGUGGCGCGGGAGGAGCCCCCGGAGCCCGAUGGCGGCCCCGAGGGCGAGCUGCUGCUGGAGCAGGAACGGGUCAGGACGCAGCUCAGUACUAGCCUUUACAUCGGGCUCCGGCUCAACACGGACCUGGAGGCCGUCAAGUCGGACUUGGAUUACAGCCAGCAGCAAUGGGACAGCAAGGAGCGCGAGCUACAGGGCCUUCUGCAAACUUUGCACACUUUGGAGCUGACAGUGGCGCCGGAUGGGGCUCCUGGCUCCGGCGGUCCCUCGCGGGAACCCGGGCCUCAAGCCUGCGCCGACAUGUGGGUGGACCAGGCCCGUGGACUGGCCAAGAGCGGUCCUGGCAACGACGAAGACUCGGAUACGGGGCUGAGCUCUAUGCAUAGCCAAGACUCGGACUCCGUGCCUAUGUGCGAAUCCCUUGUCUAGGGGUAGCGGGGGAGAGGGGGAAACAGGGAUCUCUUUUUUCUUGCAGAAUGCAGUGGGCCGGCCGGCUCAGGGACUUGAAACCAGGCUGUUGGGCCGGGGGAGGGCUUAGGACGCCUGCCCAGCCUCGCGCUCAUCUGGCUCCGGGGUGAGUGCGGAGGAGGGUGGGGGACGAAGAAGUAGGGUCCCCAGUACAAGUUCUUUAAAGAGAGGGAAGGAGGGAGGAGGCGAGAACCACCUAUAUUGGAAAACAAACACCCCAAGGAAAUUGACGUGGUCCGAGCCCAUUUUCAAAGUAAGGAAGUAUUAUGGAGAUUUCACUACUCUUCUGUAUGGGAAGGACUGAUGGCAGCUAGAACUUUAGUGUGUGGUAUGAAGUGCUUUUAAAAGAAACACUUGGAUGAAAAGGAAAUUCCUUGAAUGUUAAUUGUGACUGUAAACGUGUUAAAACUAGCCAAAGAGGACACACUGGUGUCGGUCUCAGCCUUUCUUACAUCUUUGAUAAAACCCAUAGGCACCAAAAUCCUGGCUGUUUACAUUUCUGCAGAUUUGGGAAUUACCCAUCUGCUAAAUCAUUUGUCUUUUAUUUUCUUUCAAAGGCUAAACUGUAUCGAAGUCUAACUCUGUAUUUCCUCCUAGUAAACAGAGUAGAUGUUAAAAGGGAAUUCUUUUCCCAAAAUAACCUUUUAUUAUUACAAAAGCCAAACAUAAUCAUUUGAGAUAUAAAAUCCUGGCAAACAUAAUCCUGGUUAAAAUUUAAUCUGGGCCCUUUGGGGUCUGUCCCUGCAAAGGCAGGUGUGUUGUCCUUUAAUUCAUAUUGCCACUUCAUUGACUCAAUCACUGUUAUUUCAGAAAAAAAUAAAAGGAAGUGGCAGAAUUCAAGUUACGCACAACAAAACUUGCUGUUUAACAAGCACUCUUUGAAAGCAAAGGUAUGUUAGUGUUCAGCUUUUAAAUUGAGCUAUGUGAUUAAAACCAACCAUGACCUCAACGGAUUUUACCCAAACUUGUCUAACUUCAGUAUCUUUUGUCAGAGAUUAAUUAGUUACUUGUUCAAACUCAGAUAGAGUAAAUAUCAGGGUUUCCUAGAUAAGGCCAGAAAAGAAAAAAUAAAACAAAACAAUCUCAUAGUACUCCUUGGGUGAACAAUUUGAUUAACGAUGGCACAUAGCCAUGGAAAAAAAGAUAAAAAAUGAGUUAAGAACUUGAAUUACUCUUUUCUGGCACACGCCUAUGCCUAUGCACAUGCCAGGAGAUGCAAGUACACCACCAUCUCAGUAGCUGGCGACAGAAGUGGUGGGGACUCCAUGUAAUUGUUCCAGUUAUUUCAAUUAAAACUUAUCAGUUGUAGCUAGUGGUUGGCCCUGCGGAAGGAGCCUGCUGGCCGAUUUCCCUCUGCAGCUCAGUACUUCUGAGGAAUGUGGGAUCUAAUCUGUCCUCAGGAGGUAUUAACAAUGGGUCCUGUGUGUGGUACCAGCAUGGUGCAGAAACCUCUUAUCAACCUACUCUUGAGGGGCUGGCUCCAGUUUCAACACUACAUGUGAAGAUAACUUAAGAGGCCUUUGCUUUAUACAGAAGUUCCUUCCCUUGCAGAGAUUCUCUAUCUGCUUGUUGCCAAUGGGAGCCUGCCCUUCUGACCUCCUCAAACCACUGUUUGUGCUGUCUCCUUUUUAGAGACAGCACCCCCCACCCGCCCCUCACUGCCACCACCACUGCCCUGGUAUUAAAACUUGUGUACCUGUUCGCAGAUUUUCAAGUAAAAAUGGGAAUUUAAAGGCCAUUUUCUUAAUUGAUGUUUUCAAAAGACAUUAGCUGGCAUAGCUAUGGUUUUUUAGUUUGAUCUGAUGCAGGAAAUGUCUAUGCAUUUGGUCUUGAACGUGAUUAAAAUGAGGAAGGGACUGAAAGAAACCCACCAUCCCCAGACAAUCAUUUGAUCCCAUAAACACGAAACCUAAUGAUAGCUUUCGUUUUGAGGCAAAGGUAAAAUCCUCAUUAGAGUGUGACAAAAUGCUACUUGUCUGAAUGGUUUAUGCUGACAAUGGGCUGACCUGGUGGUUUUAAAAUUAUUGUGCUGUUUUUCCCACUCAGGGUGGUAGGAGAGGUGAUUCUUGGACGUUUAUUAACUCAAAAAGAACGCAGAAGUUGGCAGAACAGGACUGCCUGGCAGAAAGGGGCUGUUUUCCUUUUCACUAUUAUUAUUUUAAACUUUGAUGGGCUGCUGACGUCAGCAAAUAUGCUUGACACCUGUAAAGCAAACAAGCCACAUCACAAGGAGAAGGCCUGUGGGAUUUUCUGGUGCCCUAUUUCUAGAACCUUCCCUGUCUUGACCAUUUGAAGGUGCUUCUUUAGUCAGCUGUUCAGACAGCUGUGAGGCUUUAUUGAUAACAAAUGGCAGCCUAGUUGGCCCAUUUUUUUUCUCUUAUCCAGAUCAAUUAUAUUCCUAAAAGGCUCUCUUGGUGAGUAGAAGAAAGGAGUGUGUAGAACACGCUGGCGUGGGGGAGUGAGGAGGAAGGAGACAAUGGUUCUUUUUACUAAGAGCUUUUGUAAGCCUGAGAAAGGUGAAAUACAGUUAUAAAAAGCACCAAAACAGUGCCUGUGCAUAGGAAGUGCUUAAUAAAUGCUAAAUACUUUAAAUUUUCAUUCACAUUUAUGGUCACCAUGGCCCUAAGAAGGAGAGUAAAUGCAUGACAGGGAAUGUACCAAUAUCAGGAUUUCAGGGCCCCUGGGAAAAUUAACUCAGCUCCUAUUCUCCAGUCCUAAUGGAAAUCCUGGGCAGAAACCAGCAAACUUAAGAAGGGUAUGAAAUGUAGGUCCCUUACCAGCCAGCCCCACCUUUUUUUUUUUUUGGAAUUGAGAUAAUUUAUUGUAUUUUUGAUCUGAGUUAUCCCAGUCUCAGCCAUCUCUCAAACCAAAAGAUUCCAUAUGGCAUCUCUCUGUUUGUUUAUUUCCUUAUAAAGUGUGUUUAUUUUUUUCUGAUUAGAAAAGUUGUGUACACUAUAGUCCUUAUGAUGAACCUGAAAAUAACAUAAAUAAAAAGGCAAGAAAAGUCACUCUAAAUCUCUGUACCAAAAACCUGUCACUACCAAGAUUAGUAUAUUUACUUCCAAACCUUUUGAAUUGUGCAGAUUUCAUAUUUGCUUCUGUAUUUAAAAAUAUAUAAUUUUGAUAAGAUUGUAUAUACAUGUUUAUACUCAGGUUUUGACAGACUCCCUAUAAACAGAUCCACCCAAAUUGGUGGAUAUACCAUAGUUUACAGAACUGGGCAUGUUAUCAGUUUGUUUCUCAUACUUUUUUUUAUUGUUAUAAAAUAACACCAUAAUAAGUUUC
This is a messenger RNA of Macaca mulatta (Rhesus monkey), 5132 nucleotides long. RefSeq names its product Ras association domain family member 10 (gene RASSF10). Gene Ontology annotation, biological process: signal transduction. NCBI's taxonomy places the organism in Eukaryota, Metazoa, Chordata, Mammalia, Primates, Cercopithecidae. The record is from RefSeq and is a predicted model, not a curated record.